GUUCUUUUGCCAAAAACAAUGGCAUUGAUUAAUGACAUAGAUGAACAUAUAUUUGAAUCCUUUUCCUCUAAUAUAUUCAAGAAAGCAUUUUCAGUGAACAUUUUGCUUGUACACACCCUUUGUAGCUGUGCCACUGCCACUGCCACUGCCGCAAUUUCUGGCUUCUCUUCAAUGCCUUCGAACAACCUUCCAUGGAUUCUGCUUUUCUUCUUAGCGUCAGUUUGGCCUAGGGUUCAAUCCAUUGGGGUCAACUGGGGCACGGAUGCGUCACACCCUUUGCCACCAUCCAAAGUGGUGGAGCUCCUGAAAGCGAACAAUAUCAGCAAAGUAAAGCUACUUGACACAAACCCAGAUAUCCUCGAGUCUCUCUCUGGUUCGAAAAUUGAUGUGACAGUAGGCAUUCCAAAUUCCAUGCUUCGUAGCUUGAAUUCCUCGUUGAAGACUGCUGAGAGUUGGGUCCAUGACAAUCUCACACGCUACUAUUCUGAUGGAGCCUCCAGGAUCCGAAUCGAGUACAUUGCCAUUGGAGAAGAACCAUUCAAUCAAAUUUAUGGUGAGCAGUUCUUUCCUUUUGUUGUUGGAGCAGCUGAGAAUAUCCAAACUGCAUUGACCAAAGCUAAGCUGGCUGGCAGGGUAAAAUUAGUUGUUCCUUGUGGUUCUGAUGCCUUCCAGUCAGAAUGUCGCCCACUGUUAAAGGGACAUUUCCGAGCAGAUGUAAAUAGAACAAUAGCUGAACUCCUCAAAUUUCUUAGAAAGCAUCAAUCUCCUUUCUUUGUUAAUAUUUCACCUUUCUUCAGUUAUCAUAGUAACAAGAACAUUUCCCUGGACUUUGCUCUCUUCAAAGAAACUGCACACCCUCAUAAUGACAGUUGCAGAACCUACAAGAACAGCUUUGACUUGAGUUAUGAUACCCUUGUUUCAGCUUUAUCCUCUGCUGGCUUUGAUAAGAUGGAUAUAGUCAUUGGCCAAAUUGGUUGGCCAACAGAUGGAGCUGCCAAUGCUACCUCAUCCAAUGCUCAGGUUUUCAUGAAAGGCCUUGUGGACCAUCUUAAUAGCAGAGCAGGAACACCAUUAAGGCCUAAAGAACCACCAACAGAGACCUAUAUCUAUAGCCUUUUUGAUGAAGAUCAUAUAAGUAUAGUGUCUGGAAAAUUUGAAAGACACUGGGGUGUGUUUACAUUUGAUGGCCAGGCCAAGUACCAACUUGAUUUGGGGCAAGGCUCAAGAAAACUAGUAAAUGCCCAAAAUAUCCAGUAUCUUUCUUCCAAAUGGUGUGUCGUGAAUAACAAUGGAAACUUGUCCAAUGCAACUGCAUGGUCUUUGGAGGCGUGUUCUUCUGCUGAUUGCAGUGUACUGUCACCUGGAGGUUCUUGUUUUGACCUCAGUUGGCCUGGGAAUAUUUCUUAUGCGUUUAAUAGCAACUAUCAACAACAUGAUCAAAAAGCGGAUAGUUGUGACUUCGGUGGGUUGGGUUUGAUUACCACAGUUGAUCCAUCAGUUGGUACUUGCAGAUUUAUUGUUCAACUACGCACGCCUAAUUCAGCUCUCCAUCAGAGUUUCACUACUUUUUCGCAUUGGAGGAUCACCGUAGCAACCAUUUUGGUAUUGCUGGUUGGUGGAGGAUUCUGAUGGACUAGUUAAAUGUUUUUGCAUGGCAAAUGGAAUUCACUAUUAAAAAUCUCAUCCAAACAAAUACAUACAUGUGUAUCCUGUACGGCUGUCACAAUUUUGUUGACUUGUUCAAUCAGUGUCAAUUUUAUGUUGUUGUUGACUUGUUCAAUCAGUGUUAAUUUCAUGAAAAUCUGCAAACAUUUUGUAUAAUUUUGUCUGGAUAUAGCUGGCAUAUUGGAUGAGGUUUUUGGUUUAAUUGGAUUCUUGAUUUUCUUUG
Messenger RNA from Solanum dulcamara, 1888 nucleotides. RefSeq names its product glucan endo-1,3-beta-glucosidase 9. Gene Ontology annotation, cellular component: plasma membrane. Gene Ontology annotation, biological process: carbohydrate metabolic process. NCBI's taxonomy places the organism in Eukaryota, Viridiplantae, Streptophyta, Magnoliopsida, Solanales, Solanaceae. The transcript is spliced from 2 exons. The record is from RefSeq and is a predicted model, not a curated record. Gene Ontology annotation, molecular function: hydrolase activity, hydrolyzing O-glycosyl compounds. The coding region runs from base 19 to 1629 and encodes 536 amino acids.